Spizellomyces punctatus DAOM BR117 is the source of this 4769-nucleotide messenger RNA. RefSeq lists its product as uncharacterized. The transcript has 11 exons. Gene Ontology annotation, molecular function: ATP-dependent chromatin remodeler activity; ubiquitin protein ligase activity; ATP binding. The record is from RefSeq and is a predicted model, not a curated record. NCBI's taxonomy places the organism in Eukaryota, Fungi, Chytridiomycota, Chytridiomycetes, Spizellomycetales, Spizellomycetaceae. Gene Ontology annotation, cellular component: nucleus. Bases 12 to 4523 code for a protein of 1503 amino acids. Gene Ontology annotation, biological process: DNA damage response; protein polyubiquitination.
CACGCACACUCAUGCAAGAGGAUUGCAGCAUUCAUCUCUUGCAUUGGAAUUAUACUCCUUAUUCAGCAUCUCCUCCUCCUCCUCAUGUGUGUUUGGUCUGGCAAGCAAACGUGGUUAGCACACCGCCACUCGACAAGGAUACGCAGUCGGGUCUUUCGGUCGUCGAGUCUGGUUGGGAUUGCGCAUCACUGCGCAUUGACUGCACACACACACUGACACCAGGCUCACCACAAGGUGCAUGGCAACUCUUUCAAGACACUCUCUCUCGCCAGCAACAGGGAACCUCAUCACAAUGCAACGUGACAGUGUCCAUGGACGGUACCGCAUUCCUAGUUCAUCAUCAAGACUCGAUCCUAUUGCAUAAACGCAUACCACAUGAUCAUGACCGACCAACGCUGUUGGGAGCCCUCUCCACCGCCUACCAACGCCGCCUGUGCACGCUGGCAGGAAACGUGACACUGCAUGCUCUAGAGUCGCCACACCCACAAUUGCAAUGGAUAUUGACUGUCCGCGUGUAUUUGACCCAUGCUGCCUUGUUGCAGUCCCAAGCAGACGCACUCGAUUCGCAAAAGCGGAAUCAAUGUGUGGAGCUCAUUCAUCUCUUUUCUUUUCUGCACCCAAAUCACUCGAGUGAUUCACAAUAUCUCACAGUCCCCAAGGGGGACAUUCAGAACGCACCCAUUGUGCCGUCCGUCUAUCCCAUUCCAGAUACUCCACAUCUCCAACCUUCCACUCUUGUCCCAACUCUCCUCCCAUUCCAGAAACGGGCCGUUGGGUGGAUGCUAGCAAGAGAACAUGUCACAUUGGACGCUCAUGGAUGUGUCGUACCCCGCACCAUCCGCGAUCCACCGCUCUUGACCUAUACCGUCCCCACAGAGCAUGGACACACGCUCUUUGUGCAUCGGUUGACGGGUGCCGUGUCGCUGGAUCAACCGUUCAUGCUGGAAAAUGAACAACAAGUCUUGGGUGGCAUUUUAGCGGACGAGAUGGGUCUGGGAAAGACGGUCAUGGUUCUGGCCUUGAUUCUUCUUCACGAACGUGCACGGGCCUUGGCGGACCGUGUCUCGAGCAGUGACAUGCAGGGUGUAAAGGAGCAAGCUAGGAAUAGGACCAUCAUAGACGGCGGGAAUCGCAGGAAUGGCAAAACUAGUAAGAACGGCCAAAUUGUACCGGACACAAAUGACCAUGACUACUGCACAUGGUGCAAAGCACCACCGAGCGAUAAAAUUGAAUUCUGGAUAGCAUGUGACGAGUGCGAUAAAUGGUACCACGGGCGAUGCGUCGGAUUGACGCAAAAGAGGGCAAGACGACUGGAUCGCUAUGUGUGUCCUUCCUGCGAGGAGGCAAUGGAACGGGAUCAAAUCUCUAAUCCAAUCCCAACCUCUGGGACACUCAUCAUUGCGCCAUCCGUCAUCAUUGAACAAUGGAUGUCGGAAACGCACCGCCAUGCCCCUUCGCUCACUUGUCUCGUGUACGAAGCGGACCCAGCCAAACCCAUCACUCCCACUGAACUGAGUAGGUACGAUAUCGUGCUGACAUCAUAUGAUUCGCUGAGGCGGGAAGUACAUGCAGCAAAACCCGAACCUGGACGGUCCAGACGGUAUGCGAAAAAGUACAAGCGGCGCUUGUCGCCCCUCGUGCGGCUUAUUUGGUGGAGAGUCGUUCUGGAUGAAGCUCAAAUGGUCAAAACAUCCGUCUCGCAAGCAGCUGAAAUGGCCCGCCUCCUCACGUGCAUCCACCCAUGGGCCGUCACAGGAACACCUAUGGGCAAGAACGGUACAUCCGACCUCUACGGCCUUGUCAAAUUCCUCAACAUUCAACCCCUUUCAUCUUACCCACACAUGUGGUGGCAGCUCCAAAACCACCCCCUCUUCCACGCGACGCUGGAACGCUUUAUGCAUCGAAAUUUAAAAUCCCUUGUAAAGUCUGAACUCACCAUCCCGCCGCAGACGGAGCGGAUUGUGCGGCUAGAGUUUUCGCGGGUUGAGCGGGCGUGGUAUGAUCAAUUGGUUGAGCGAAUGAUGGAGGAGGUGCGGGCACCUGGGUUUGGCACGGGGAAGCGGGCCGAAGAAAUGAGGCAGACUCGGUUGACGGGUUGGUUACUUCAAUUGAGACAGGCGUGUUGUCAUCCACAGGUGGGCACCCAGAAUCGGCGUGCGCUGGGCGGCACGCUCCGGACCAUUGGACAAGUCCUUGAGCACAUGCUCAAACAAGCCGUAUCGAAUUUAUUGACGUGUGAACGACAGCUUUAUGUAACGAGAAUCUAUAGGGCCCAAUUGCACGAGUUUAUUGCCAAGCAGUCCGGAUGGGAAAAAGGAGCGGAUACUUCCCUCGAGAUUUACCAUUCAGUAUUGGGCAAUGUCCAACACACCAUAAACUCUAUCCAACAAGAACUGGCCGCCGUGGAUGCCCGACGGAAAGAAUUGGGGUAUACGACCCACGACGCCGAUGACGGGUUUGACCUGCCAGACGAGGAUAGCCCUUCCCUGACCGGAUCAUCUGACCUCCACGACGACCUCAUCGAUGAGCAAUCUACUCUUACAUCCCGUCUACACCUCUGGCAAGAACUCGAGCAUCGUAUCCUCUACUUUAUCGCUUCUGUUUACCAUUCCAUUAAAGACGAACCCCGCGAAGCCGAGUACUAUAAACGCGCUGAACAGAUCCGUCGAUGCAUUUUAGGGCCUGUUGAACAGGAUGUGCGUGUCAUGACCGCGCGGUUGGAGCGGUUCGUGUCUAAUACGUGGGGCAAGUUGGAGGAAGGCGGGGGAAUGGUCGUUGGGACUGUACCCAUCAGUGGGAUCUGCACUGCGGACGUAAUGGAGCGCGUGCAAGAGAUUGUAAGGCGGUUGGAUGGGCAGUGGGGGGUGAUGAGGGGAUGGAGGGAUUGGAUUCGGGGUGCCGUCACGGCUCCCCUUGAGGAUGCAUCCGAUGGGAGUACGGAACAGGGUCAACCGUCUCAACGUAUCGACCCACCCACUGGUGACGAAUACCAAAAAGGUAUCGACCUCCAAUCUACGGCUGACGUUUACCAAAACUGGUACACGGUCGCCCUUGAAGAUCGUCGCCAACUCUUGACGGGCCAUCGAACCAUGGGUGGCAUGCGCGGCCGAGAGUCCCAAAACCCUCAAGAAAAAGCUUUAAGAAGCGAAUUGGAUCCGUUCUUGUUACCGGCCUCGUGUGUUUCGCUCAAGGAUUUGGUGAACGAGCUGCGUCGUAUGAGGCAGAGGAUUGUGUCGGAGGUUGAGGUCCAGUUGGUCCAGGAGGCACACAAUAUCGUCUCGAACGUGUAUGAUGACCAAGUAGCCAAACUUGGUAUCUUACAAAAGGAAUCCACUGCCUUUGCCAAACUCUUCAACCUCCGCAUCACAUACUACCGCCAACUCCAAAAAAUCUCUGACGGCGUCAUCCCCCCUCCUGAACCCCCGUCCAUACAAGCCUCCCUCCAUCAAACCAUAACAGAGGAAGCAGACCUUACAUCCCAAAUCACGCAGCUCGCAGGACGAAAACGCUAUUUGGAGCAUUUACAACGUGACACGGGUGAACAGGAAUGUGCGAUUUGUAAAAUGGGUGUUCGGGAAGGGGUUUUGACGCCUUGUGGGCAUAUUUAUUGUGCAGAGUGCGUACGAGGAUGGAUUCACCGACAUCGGAAAUGUCCCAUGUGUAAUCAACCCGUUAUGCCUGGUACAACCACCCCAGUCUCCCUUCAACCGCUUCCACCCACCUCUUCCACCACCACAACCACCGACACCCUCUCCGACACGACAGACGAGGCAACAACCACCCUCUUAUCCCAUCUCUCCAAUAUCCCCCUCAAAGGCUCCUUUGGCACUAAACUUGACACCCUCAUCCGACACCUCAAACACCUCUCUACCCCCUCCCUCGUCUUUUCCCAAUGGGACCAAGUCCUGGAUAUCCUUGCCCAAGGACUAACCCGCAACAACAUCUCCUACGUGAUCCUCGGAAAAUCCCCGAACGCCAUCCAACGCUUCCGGGAAACGAACGUUCAGGUCUUGUUAUUGAAUGCUAGGAGUCAGAGUGCGGGGUUAUCACUGACGUGUGCUGCCCAUGUGUUUUUGGUUGAGCCUGUCGUGUAUCCUGAAUUAGAAGCCCAAGCGAUUAACCGUAUCCAUCGAAUCGGCCAAACACGUCCCACAACCGUCUGGCGAUACCUCAUGCAAGGCACACUUGAAGAGCGUGUCUAUGGGUUACGCUAUCGCCCACGUGGUGCAUGUAAGGUCCGAAAAGCGGGGGAAGUUGUCCAUAUGGAGGAUGUUGGGUGGUGUUUGUUUGGUGAAAAUACAGUUGUAUCUGAGGAAACAGGUUCUGAGCAACAAGGUCAAGUCCAAGUUGAAACUGGAGAAUCGGAUGACGAUAUGCCCAUACAAUGGGAUGAAGACGCUCAAGCCCUUUUAUCCGCUUUGCGGCAUCAGGUUGAGAAUGGGACACUUGAGACUGUGCAGAGUCGGAGGGGACGGGGACGGGCUGGUGUUCGGAGGGGUCCGUCUAGUGGGUUAUGGUUGUAGCAUCCGUUUUUGGGGGUGAGGAUUUUUAUGGGUUUUUUUUAUUGUAUAUUGAGUGCUUAUGCAUGGAUUUUGAUACUGUGUCAUUAGGUUGAGAUAUUGUUUAUUAGUUGCUGUAGAGUUGGAUGGUGGGGAUGGGCUUGUGCGGAGACAGUCUAGUGGGUUAUGGUUGUAGAAUGCUUGUUUUGGAGUGUGUGAAUGUUUAUAAUGGGUUUUUUUUAAUUGUAUAAAAAUGUAUGGGUCUUGCAC